Messenger RNA from Styela clava, 3018 nucleotides. RefSeq names its product adenylosuccinate synthetase-like. Gene Ontology annotation, molecular function: GTP binding; adenylosuccinate synthase activity. Gene Ontology annotation, biological process: IMP metabolic process; 'de novo' AMP biosynthetic process. The record is from RefSeq and is a predicted model, not a curated record. NCBI's taxonomy places the organism in Eukaryota, Metazoa, Chordata, Ascidiacea, Stolidobranchia, Styelidae. Gene Ontology annotation, cellular component: cytoplasm.
CAUGUCUCAUAGCAGUUCUCUAUAUUUAGAUUCUAGAGUUUCUAGGUAGGCUUUUGUUUUUGUGUACAUCGUGUUUCACUAGCAAAAUGUCAGGAACUUGCUAUGCUCAAAUGAAUGGAGAUGGUGAUCAUGUAAAUGGUUUCAAAAGGCCGUUGACAAACCAAUGCAAAAACAAGGCAACCGUUGUUCUUGGUACACAAUGGGGUGAUGAGGGCAAAGGAAAAAUUAUUGAUCUUCUUGCUACUAAAGCUGAUAUUGUCUGCCGUGCACAAGGUGGAAACAACGCUGGGCAUACUGUUGUUGUGAACGACCAAAAAUACUAUUUUCAUCUACUGCCAAGUGGACUCAUAAAUCCGAAGUGCAAAGCAGUUAUUGGGAAUGGUUGUGUUGUUCAUGUUCCUUCAUUGUUCAAGGAAGUUGAGAGUAAUGAGGAGAAAGGUUUGACAUGGUGGAGAGAAAAUUUAAUUGUGUCCGAACGAGCACAUCUGGUUUUUGAUUUUCAUCAUGCUGUAGAUGGAAUGCAGGAAGCACAAAAAGGCACUAAGAAACUCGGAACAACAAAGAAAGGGAUUGGUCCAACAUAUUCCACGAAAGCUGCACGACAUGGAAUCAGAAUCGGUGAACUCAUGGGGAAUCGGGAAUAUUUUGCAGAGAAAUAUCGACAGCUGGCAAUGAUGUUUCAGAAACAAUUUCCUGACCUUGAAAUUGAUAUUGAAUCCGAAUUAUUACGGUACGAUGAGCUGAGAGAGAAAUUAAGGCCAUUGGUAAAAGAUGCAGUUCUUUUCAUGCAUGAAGUUACACAGUCUCAAGAAGAAAAAAAUAUUUUGGUGGAAGGAGCAAACGCAACAAUGCUCGAUAUUGAUUUUGGAACAUAUCCAUUCGUUACUUCAUCAAACUGCUCAGUUGGAGGGAUUUGUACAGGACUUGGCCUCCCUCCAUCUUCUAUUGGCAAUGUCGUUGGUGUUGUGAAAGCUUAUACUUCUCGUGUUGGUGCAGGACCAUUUCCUACUGAACAAUGUAACGAAAUAGGUGAUACUCUGCAGGAAGUUGGUAAAGAAUUUGGUGUAACGACAGGUAGACGUAGAAGAUGUGGAUGGCUCGACCUUGUCAUGGUUAAAUACGCUCAUGUCAUCAAUAAUUUGUCAAGUAUUGCCUUGACAAAGUUGGACAUCUUGGAUAAUUUUGAGGAAUUAAAGAUUGGUAUCGCGUACACACAUAAAGGAGAAAAACUACCACAGUUUCCAGCAACAUUAGAAGUACUUCGUGAUGUAGAGGUUGAAUACCUAACGCUACCAGGGUGGAAACAAAGCACUGUGAGUUGUAGGACAUUUGAAGAACUGCCAUAUAAUGCUCAAUGUUACGUGAACAAAAUUCAAGAGAUAUUACAAGUGCCAAUUCAGUGGAUCGGUGUUGGGCAAUCUAGAGAUUCAAUAAUUCAGGUUUAUUGAUAAUAGAGUUCUGCCGAUGGUGAAAACACUACCAAGAUACCAUUUACAACUGGUUUUAUGAUCUAUAACAUGAGAAAAAGUUUAGGCGAAUAAUAAUAGAUGCAUGAUUGAUCACAAGUACUAUGCGUAGCUAUAAGGUUAAUGAUGAUAUACCUCUGUGUCUCCCUGGUUUUGGAGUGACUGUUGCCACUAGCAACAAGAUAAAAUUUUUGUUUCUGUAUGGAAUUUAAAGAACAGAUUAAAAUGCGUUUUAGCAUUGCUUUUAUGAUCAAACCGCUAUGAACAUUUUCGCUUUGUAAUUCAUAUCUUGGAUUUUUCUGAAAAUUUGUAUAUAUACCGGUAGUGUUGUAUUUAACAUUGUAUAGAGUGUUGUCAAUAUUUGUGCUUACUAUCUUUCAAACAUUCGAUUUAAUUACCCCAGUUGCAUGUGAGAUUAAGGAAAGGGGUAUUUGCAAAGUGCAUCCUAAGGUUGGGUUCUGCAACACUCUUUUCUAUAAUAAUUCAAUUCUUACCAUGGUUUUUAAAAUUGUUCAUAUUGGACUGACAUCAAUUUCUAUCUCAUUGUAAUUUAUGAAUAACUUGACCAUCUGCCGGUUAUCGUGUGGCAGACCAUAGCACUGGAUUAUGUUAUUGUAUUAGAAAGUAAUGUGCUGUUUUGAAACAAAAACAAAUUUAUUAUUGUACUAUACUUUUCAGGUUUUACCUCAUAUUUUUUAACUUUGAUAUUGCAUUCUAAAAAUCAUUUUUGAAAAUAUAUUAAAACGAAUUCUCACAUUUGGGGAAUCGCUAAAUUGGAUCAAAUUUGUAAUAGGUGUCAUCAUUUUUGUUCAAUCACGCAAAGUUUUUGUAUGUUUUUUUCAUUGAUAUAGAAAAAUAAUGUCUGUUGAACUACCAUAUACACAAAAAUAAAAAUAAGCAACGAUAAUGUUGUAUAUCUACACAAAAUUUUCCCCUUGCCUUAGUUAUUUUUAGCCUUACUAGCCAAUUUUUAGUCAAUUGUUGUAUCGAUUUUCACUUUUGAAACCUGAAGAACAUCACUUGGCUGUUGUAAUUUUAAAGCAUAAUGGCUUUUAGCCUUUCUAAUGAGUGUUUGUCUUGGGGAGUGAAAACCUUUUCAAUUGUUAUUGACAGCUUUUGUGUCUGACUGGGGCAGUCAAAGACUGCUAAUGUUAUCUAUGAGGUCUUAUAUUACAUUUUCACGCCUAAUGUUAUUGUAUAUAUGGAAGCUCUUGGUGAUAUGUUGAAAGAAUAAUCCAGUCCAAAUUGAAAUGAUCACUUACAACCAUCACUCCCUGUGUCUGUCUUCAAGUUUAUAAAUAUUUUGGUUGAUGUAAAUGUUUUAAACGAGGAAUUCAGAACCUCCAUAUGGUUGUGUUUUUGACAUUCUACUUGUUGGUUUUCACACAGCUUUAAGCACCCCUUUAAACGUAAAUUUGAUGGUGGUUAAGUAAAAUAUAUCAUUUUAGGUUUCUAUGGCCAUAGUACUACUGAGAAUGCUUUUAGAGUAUCUGUAGGUUAGUAUUCAAUUGCGACGUUGAGCACUUUUUUCAAUAAAUUUUGAACUAUGUUG